CCAGUGGUGGGGAUGAAAAUUAGUUACGGCAUCCACCAAGAGACCUAAAAGGAACUCCGUGCGCGGCGCGGCCAGGCAAGCACUUCGUGCAAUGUUACGCGUUAAGGUACCCCCGUGCGUCGUUGGCAGUGCCCGGUUACGAAGUUCAUCGUCGUUAUUGUCGCCGUCGUUCUCGUCCCCGGUGUUUGACGCGUGACGGUCAUCGACGUCACGCUGAGAAAAAAAAAAAAGUUCUGUUCGUUCGGUGGGUGCGUGAAACGACACGUUAUGGCUCACGGUGUGAGCGAAGUGCUCAGUGAGGGGAACUCGGUGAAAAUGGUGCAUCAGAAGCAGCAGUCGGUGGUGCAUCAGCCGCCGCAACAACAACAACAACAACAAAACGGGACGAGGAAAUCGGUCGGAGUGAUGGGCAGCAGACGCAUAUUCGCGCCGGCCUUCAAGCUCAAGGUUCUCGAUUCCUACAGAAAUGACAUCGACUGUCGCGGCAAUCAGCGGGCCACCGCGCGUAAAUACGGUAUCCAUCGCCGUCAGAUACAAAAGUGGUUACAGUGCGAGGAUAAUCUGAGAAACAGUUGCGCCGAGAGUGGAAACACGGGAGUCGUGUCGUCGUCGGUGAUUCCUCCUUCCGCGGGUGUUUCCAAGCCGGACGGUACCGUGACGGAAGCCACGGGGCUUGCCGUGACUCCAGCAGCGCCGGCCUUGAACCUCAGCCUCGCCAGACUGCACGGCGACGAGCUGGCUACACAGCAAGGGCCCCCACCUCUUCUUCCUCAUCCUCCUCAUGGUGGUUCACCCUCUUCGCCCCAAUAUGCCGGUCAAUCCACCACGGUCGCCUCGGUUUUGCCCGUUCGGAUCGGUUAUCAAGAGUACUCCGGUAAUCAGGAGUCGCCGGCGCAUCACCUUCGUCGCGAGGUGGACGAUCGCGCCCAGAUAACGGACUCUGUUCGCGAUUACGCGGAAACACGUGCGGAUCAGGAACAGCAGGCGAGCUACUACGUUCUGAACGCGGACGGUCAACGGGAGAUCGAGACCACCGCGUCGUUCGACGGUCGAAACGAGGCGAAGGUGUACCAAACGCUCACGAGUUAUCGCGUGUCCCCUCAUCAGGCGCACCGGUACAAGGAGAACGAAAUAAUCGGUGCGAUGGUUCAUCACCAGCAGCACUCGAAUCGUCAUCGAUCGCAGCAGAGUUACGGGGACGUGGAUUCCUCCGUGGACGGGAAAUCGUCGUACGGUUUGCUACUAGCGCCGUCGAUGAUAAAGACGGAACGAGCGAGCCCAGACUCGGCGGCGACGCCAGGGCCGUGCGAGUCUACGUGUUCGCCCGGUGCCACCAGGGUCCCACUCUCGCCCGAUUCGCAUCGCGCAACCAGCACCACCAGCACCAGCUCCACGAUGUCCGUUCACUUCGAUUCCCCGCGGCCGUCCGCGAGUCCCUGUUCGCGCGUGCACGUGCACGAACACGAACACGAACACGAACUCGCACACGCGUCACCGACACCGGAUUCCGAGAAGCCGAUCCGACAGUCCACGGAGACAACGGCCCAUAUCGAAGAGAAGGGAACGGCGGAGGAGCAGGAGGUUGCAGAGGAGGCGGCAGAAAUCGGCAGGGCGGUGGUCAAGGAAGAAUUGCACAUAGAGGAGGAGGAGACGAUCGACGAGGGAAGAGAGGCCGACGCAUCCUCGUACGUCGAUUAUCAACGACCACCUGCCGACCUGCGUCCGGCGAGCCCGGCUCACGAUCGAGAAGGAUACUCCUUGCCCUCGAGCCCUCGUGGGCCCGCCAGUUCCGGGAGAUCCAGCACCAGUUGCUCGGACAGCGAGAUGGACCCUCUCGAUUGCUCUUCCGGCGGACACAAUUCGUCCAACGAUCUCGCUCGUCGACGGUCCUUCUCGCUGCGCUUCAAGCUCGACGUGCUCGACGCUUUUCACAGGGACGUAGGCGUGGCGGGCAAUCAGCGCGCCACCGCGCGAAAGUUCGGCAUAAAUCGACGACAGGUACAGAAAUGGCUGGGCCAGGAGACGGAGCUACGCGGCGAGAUCGCCGUGCGCGGGAACUCGCGGCAACGGCUGGGCCCCAUCCAGGAUGCCGCUUCCGGUGAGUCACCGGUGGACCUGAGGACGUCGAAUUACGUUUCCAGCAUGUCCCACGAUCGGAUCGAGCCCGAGUACAACCUAUCGCCACCGCCUCUUUACUGUUGCGACGUGGGUUCCUCCUCCUCGCAGCAUCUUCCGUACUACCACCACUCGAUCGUCGUCGACCCGUCCUCGGAGAGCGAGCCAGCUACUUCUUGCAAUCUCUCCUGCUGCAUGGACAUCCACGCGACGACACCGGCGUCCUCGUGCUACCAGGAAACGUCCUUAAGAGGAUCUUGCUACUCGGAGCCGCAGAACAGGCUGUACUGUUAUUCCCCCAGAGAGUACUCGUCCGAGAUCGCCUCCGUGGAGGAAUUCACGACCUCCAAGAGACCGCACUGCACGCUGUCGUGCUGCUACGAGCCUCUGUCCUCGCCGAAGAGGCUCUGCUUGGAACAGGACGAACCCAUGGCGACCAGUCCCGUCUGCCAGGAACCGCCGCCCCAGGACACGCCGCUGUGCCUCGUGAAACCGAAGAGGCUCCACGACGGUGACCCCUCGAGAACGGAACCGGUGACCAGCACUGUCCCGACGCCGCCGGCAUCCGCCGCGCCCCCGCCCCCGGGACCAACAUCCAAGAAGGACGCCAUCCUUUUCAAACCGUACCUGGACAAUCCCGUGAGCAAGCCCGCCAAGGAGCACGCGAUCCAGAGGGGUCUAUCGCCCCUCAGCAGCCAGAACGUGAUCAACAACAACAACAACAACUGCCAAAGCAUCUGCAAUCUGAACGAAGGCAGGGGCCACGAUUACGCCCUCGAGCUUAGUUUAAGACUGCCGGUAUCCUGGAGGACUCAUCCGAGUUCGUACACCGAGUUCCCGCAGGUCAGGAGCGCGUUCGUUAGGUAUCCAGCGAGUCCUCAUUACAGUUAAUUCGAGAACAGUCGAAUCGAUCCUCGACGCGGCGGAACGGAAAUCGCGGUAUCGAUUUUGUAAUAAACAAAUUAUUUUCUUUUUUUUAAGAUCUACGGAACGCAUACUAAUUUAGAUACUGGACGAGAAACAGGAUUCGAAAGGAUUCGGUCGAUACGUGAUUCGCGGCACAUCGCGCGCCACGUAAGCAGCUUUUUUUUUUUAUCGUUUCGAUGCCACGUUACACAUCGCGAUAAAGUCUUAAUCGGCCGGCCAUUGGUCGAUCCGUGGACGUGGUAGGAGAUUAUGGACACCGCGUCGCGUCCUCGCACGGCGUGUUUUCCCUGCUCGUCCAGACCGUAGAUCUCUUCCCCUCCACGAAAAUCCGCGCUGAUAUCCGGCGAGACUCUUUUUUUCGCGCUAUCCUAUCGCCGAGAUUACCGUUCAGCUCCUAUCGGCUGGGCCGUUUAGAGGUCGCGUAGAUUCUCGUUAUUAUUACGGAAUUAUGUCAGCAGCGACGGUAGAUACCGAUCGCGAGGAAAAACUCUCCCGCGACGAGUUAUGCAACGAUCGAACGCGACACCGAAGUCGGGCUAAUUGUAUCCCGCGAGUGGAAACUUUUCAAAAUUCGCUAUCGAUUUUUCCGCGAGUUUCGUGUUCGUCGGGGAUCGAUCGUCGUCAGACGUCGUUUAAUUGCUCAAAGAAUUUCUUCCAUGCGCGCACCUGUGUUGCACGCACGGUGCGCAAGUAUUACGACAGGGUUCCGUCUCCGUUUUCUUUUCUCUCAUUAUUUUUCUUUUCUUCUCCCCCCGCCUUUCGACCGGCGCAGUUUUCCUCCGUCGUUUGGAUCGAUGGCUUGUAAAUAAUUAUGUAAAUACGCGACGUGGAAUCGACGAUGGCGCGGGAGGAUCGAGCCGAUCUCGAGACGAAGAUCACGAUCGGUUCCGGUGGUCCUUGCUCGCGAAAAUUUUUCAGGAUGAAACGGAACAACGACGAAGGAUACUCGCCAGGGUGAAUCCGUCGCGAUGGCUUCCGUUCGAAACCGCUCCGCGUGCCUUCUUUCCUACCGAUUUUGGAGCGAAAAUAUAUAUUUUGUACCGAUCUAUGCUCUCCUCCGGAUCGUCAACGAUUCACGAGACUCCAUCAUGGCCGUUGAAAAUCGUCGAAACGGAGGAGAGCAAGAAAUUGUUAGAGUCGAAUAAAUUUUAUUUCGGGUGAAUAAAAUUUGUAAGGCGAUGGAAAGGCUAAUUCUCAAGAGGCUGAUCGUAGAGGGAGAAUUUUUAAAAGACAACACACACAUACACACACGAGAACGCUUCGAGAUAACUCGCGUGCCUUAUAUUCGAUAUUCGAUAUUCGCGGAUAGAGUUUCGCCUAAUUCGAGUUUGAGAAUCGUGAAAGUGUCUUAUUUUCUGUUACGUCGAUGGUACAAUUAUAUGGAAAGAAAACCUCGAAUUAGGCGACUCGUCUUGAGCAAACAUAAAAGGGAUGUUCGUUCUUUUCGGGGUCAUGCGAUUUUUUUAGUAAAAAAUGUACAAAGUAUUUUGGUAUACAGUUUUUAUUAAUAUUUACCCAUCUUCUGGGAAGAUUUACAAAUUUUUAUACAAGAAAAACAUGGUACAAUGGUAACAAAUAUCAAUUUUUCAAAACAUUUCUCAAUUUUAAAUACAAAAUAUUUUUAUAA
Molecule: messenger RNA, 4669 nt
Organism: Colletes gigas
Lineage: Eukaryota; Metazoa; Arthropoda; Insecta; Hymenoptera; Colletidae
Exons: 1
Coding region: 268-3006 (912 amino acids)
Source: RefSeq, a predicted model, not a curated record